UGUUAUAAAAGCUAUUUUAAAGACUAUUUAAAAAGAAUGACAAUAUUGACACAAAAUAUUUAAAGGGUAAGAAACUGAGUUUAGUAAAAUAUGACAUGCUAUAUUCAAAGUGGAGAGCUGUGCAGAUCUAGAACAUUUGCCACAUUUAACGUCCCUUAACUGAACACUGUUCAAAAUGUAGAAAUAGAUUCAAAUGAAUUUUAAUCCGAUCACUAUUUAGAAUAACAUCACUAAAAUGAUAAUGACGUUUCGCUUUAAGAGUCUCACUGCCGUCUGUCAGAUCAGCUGAUCUCAUCGACCUAAACAGCUAACGCUAGCUCAACGUAGCCGGUGUGGAACAUUAUGAAAGAACAUGGCGAUUUAAUACCACACGAUAAGGUAGGAUAUUGACGAAAAGAAUGACAUUGAAAACGAAUCGUGUUUGGUUGUGUAGGGCAGAUACAUCGCUGUGUUUGUCUAAUAAACAUCGCUGCUCCGUCUAGCUAUUUAUCAUUUAGCAAACCUGCGUCAGUGGCACAGGCUAACAGGCUAAGUCACCUAAACAAACGGGUAAACUAAGCUACAGUUAGCUACACAAUAUUAGCCACACUGAUCGUAUAUCAAGAGGGCAGUUAACUAAGACAUAUACUGUGCAUUAUAUGUAUAAUAGCGGUAAAGUGUACACGUCAAUGUGGCAAUAUAACAAACAUGAAUAAUUGACCGUUUGGGAUUAUGGUUCAGUAGUCGUAUGGCCCAGUGUUAGCUUCACGUAAAACUAGCAGAACGUAAAAAUAUCACGUUAGCGUUACAUUUCCUCGACGCUCUGCUUAUGUUUCGUACUUUCGUCGUAGUAAUAUUAGGAACAGUGUCAUCAUCUUUGAUUAAAUUGUGCCUCUGAAUUGAACUGGCUUCUUCUUCAGGGUAAAAUAGCAAUUGUAUUUACUGCGUUAGAUGUUGUUUAUUAUAACUAUUAAUCAACAAAUAUCAUGCUAGUUCACAGUCUCUUAGUGCUUUACAUUACGCAGCAACACCAGGGAGAGAGAGUCAAGUCUGCCUGGGAAUGUGUUCUUUCAAUGUGCACUUUUUAUUUUCAGAUCCUGGCUUUGGUAAGGAAUUGAGAGCUUCUGGCCACCAACCAGAUUGAAAGCUUUAAUUGAUAACUAAGUAUGUAUUAUCAUUGAGAAUGGGAGGAAGUGGAUCCAAAGCCAAAGGUGUCUGGCCUUUCUCAGGCAAUGGAGCUGGAGGGGAGGCAGCCAGUGAUGGGACCGAGCAGUCUGUGACCCGCCUCAAAGCUUCCAGAAAUGCAACCCCGUUUAUUUUCACCAGGAGGAGUUCUUUGUACUACGACGAAGACGGUGACCUUGCCCAUGAAUUCUAUGAAGAGACGGUUGUGACAAAAAAUGGCAGGAAAAAGUCCAAGUUGAAGAGGAUCCAGAAAAAUCUGAUUCCACAGGGAAUGGUGAAGCUGGACCACCCAUGUAUUCAUGUAGAUUUCCCCAUCAUCAUCUGUGAGGUGUGAAGUUGCACAGGACUGAUCUACUAUGAAGUGCAGCCACAGGUUCUCUAUUUGGAGCAAAGUCUGGUCCCAGUGUUCAAGCAUUACACUCAAGACGAGUUGUCUCUGGAGAGAAAAAAGAAAAAUCCAACUGAUAUAUUGAAUGAAAUGUCAUACAUUUUUAUUCAACUAAGAUCAGACGGUGCCCUGUUCACAAAAUCAAUAUUUUGAUAUCCACUAAAGUAGUGUUGGUACAGGUUGUGUGUCCACUACCCAGCUGAUAUGUAGGCAGUCUAUACAAUACAUCAAAUGGAGCUGUAUUUUUCUUGUGAGUUCUUUGCAGGGAAUAACAUCCUCGAUUUGAAAAGGCUUUAACGUUUUAUGCCUUCUGUGGGACAUAGAGUGAGUGUCUUUGUACGUGUACAUGUGUGCACUUAGGUUUGUUUGAAGGAAUGUGUGUGACAGAAAAACUGAGGAUGUAGUUACAGGGUAGAAUAAUUAAGGUUUGUGAAAUGUAUUGUAUAUAUGGUCAUGUUCUGUAUUGUCAUGUCUGAGUCUGUCUCAGUAACCGGAGCUCAGACCUGCACUAGUGAACAUAAUGUACUGUAAAUAAUAUCAGAUUUCUUAGUUGGAAUUACUUGAAUAAAUGGUUUACUGAGCGAAA
Notothenia coriiceps (black rockcod) is the source of this 2138-nucleotide messenger RNA. RefSeq names its product tumor suppressor 2, mitochondrial calcium regulator. Gene Ontology annotation, biological process: regulation of mitochondrial membrane potential; inflammatory response. Gene Ontology annotation, cellular component: mitochondrion. Bases 1163 to 1498 code for a protein of 111 amino acids. The record is from RefSeq and is a predicted model, not a curated record. The transcript is spliced from 3 exons. NCBI's taxonomy places the organism in Eukaryota, Metazoa, Chordata, Actinopteri, Perciformes, Nototheniidae.